Molecule: messenger RNA, 2069 nt
Organism: Sceloporus undulatus (fence lizard)
Lineage: Eukaryota; Metazoa; Chordata; Lepidosauria; Squamata; Phrynosomatidae
Product: dehydrogenase/reductase SDR family member 4-like
Exons: 9
Coding region: 141-986 (281 amino acids)
Molecular function (GO): carbonyl reductase (NADPH) activity
Source: RefSeq, a predicted model, not a curated record
GCAGCCGCUCACCCACUGGACUCCAGGCGCUCCUUGCCUCCUUCUUCCUGUUUUCUUCCCAGGGAUUUCUUGCUGGAGCACAGUCUCCCCAAAAGGGCAGAGUCCAGAGGAGAAACUGUGGGACUGGACGAGAGAGUGGGAUGUUUCAUCGAGCCUUUGCCGCCUUCCCACACUCCAGGCAAGCUGUGAGUUGCGUUGUCAGGAUGAAUCGCACCAGCGCCACAAGCCGUGGCAUCCUUGCCGACAAAGUAGCCCUGGUGACUGCCUCCACCGAAGGAAUUGGCUUGGCAAUUGCUCGCCGCCUGGCUCAAGAUGGCGCCCAUGUGGUUGUGAGCAGCCGAAAACAAGCCAACGUGGACCAGGCUGUGGCCAAGUUGCAAACAGAGAACCUCAGCGUGUCGGGUUUGGUGUGCCACGUGGGGAAAGCUGAAGACAGGCAGCGUCUUAUCGAUGCGGCCCUUGAGCGCCAUGGAGGAAUUGAUAUUUUGGUGUCUAAUGCGGCCGUGAACCCUUAUUUCGGCAGUAUCCUUGGUGCUUCAGAAGAUGUCUGGGACAAGAUUUUGGAUAUCAACAUAAAGGCUGCUGCCAUGCUGGUUCAACUGGUGGUGCCUCACAUGGAGAAGAGAGGAGGUGGUUCCAUUGUACUGGUCUCGUCCAUUGCUGCAUAUUCCCCUUUCUCGAGUUUGGGCCCCUACAACGUCAGCAAGACAGCUCUUCUGGGCCUUAUGCGCAACUAUGUCGAGGAAUUGACCCCCAGAAAUAUUCGUAUCAACUGCCUUGCUCCUGGCUUGAUCCGCACCAAGUUCAGCACAGCUCUCAGGCAAGAUGAAGCUGUGCUGGAGAAAGUGAUGGAGAACAUGCGGAUCUCAAGAAUUGGAGAACCAGCGGAUUGUUCCGGCAUAGUGUCCUUCCUUUGUUCACCGGAUGCUGACUAUAUUACGGGAGAGACAGUGGUGGUGGCAGGAGGCUCACCAUCCCGUCUCUGAUGGGACUUUUGGCCCUUUUUCUUCCCACUGACAUAGAUGGACACUCAGGCAGAUGAUUUCACAGAGCCCUCCCUCAAUUUCAGAAAUUAGAUAUUGGGGGGGGGGGAUUAUAUUGGAUGACAGAUUUGUAUGUAGAUUUGAGAGGAUUCUUGGUUAUGGGGAUGCAAGCUAUCUUGUCUUGAAACUCCAUCAGAAGCUAUAAAUGGAAGAAGCAUAGUAUUUCAUUUCAGAUUCUGUGUGUAGAGAUAUAAGAGGAUGUUGAAAGCUGUAUGCCAAGCUGAAGGAUCCUUUUGCACACAAGAGAGAAUAUAAAUUCAAAAUCCUUUUAAAGGCCCUGGGUGGAGCUCCUCUUUGAAAUGAAGAUAGCCUAAAAUGGGAUGGUAGCUGUGUUGGGUCCAGGAUCCAGUUUUCUACUCCCGAGACACUUCUGGGGCACAUGGACUGCCCCAAAGGCUGAAAAACAAGAAAGCAAAUUUUGUAAAAAAUAAAUAAAUCUGUUUUGUUAAAAAACAUAUUCUUGAUGGUAAACAGUGCAGGUAGAAAGCACUGUUGCUGUGAUCAUAGUGAACACAGGUUAUCAGACAGCAUCUAGUAUCUGCAAAGAGCGUCUAGCUUAUAUUCAGGCAUAUUUUACAAGCUGUUAAAUUGAACCAGGGAUCUAUUUAAGAAAUAAGCAGCUGCUAGAGACUUGGGGAGGAUCAGUUAGCCCUCUUCUUUUUUUAAGGCCAGAAAAUGGGUAGUGCAGGGAAUCUGGAAGGGCAGAGGACUGCAGAAAGAGCCUUGGGGGCCACAUGGGGCCCAGGACCACCCUUUGCUCCCCCAUCAAAAACACCCAGAUGUUUAGCGGGGUCAUGUAUGGCUAGUUGGAGAGGGGUUCCUGGUGGACCCUUUUAGAGGAGUAUUAGUUGGUUAGGAAUGCAUUCGUCGGAUCACAAAAAGGUUGGAGUGGUGAAAGCUUUUGGGGGGAAGGGGGCUAUGGAUGCUAUGUGCCACUUUUAAGGAAUAGAAACAAUUCUGUAUCAUUUCUCUGUGCCUUUCACUGCUUUUUCUUCCUAGCCAAAAUAAAGCUGUCUCUUUGAUUGA